Messenger RNA from Malus domestica (apple), 1404 nucleotides. Its product is annotated as syntaxin-132-like. Gene Ontology annotation, biological process: vesicle fusion; intracellular protein transport; exocytosis. The record is from RefSeq and is a predicted model, not a curated record. Gene Ontology annotation, cellular component: SNARE complex; endomembrane system; plasma membrane. NCBI's taxonomy places the organism in Eukaryota, Viridiplantae, Streptophyta, Magnoliopsida, Rosales, Rosaceae. Gene Ontology annotation, molecular function: SNARE binding; SNAP receptor activity.
CGUUCUGUCUCUGAUCUGUCUCUCUCCCCUCAGCUGCAACAUCUCCAGCGCAAAAAGCAUCGUCUUUCUUUCUUUCUUUCUUUCCUUCCCUUUCUUUUGGUUUCGCUCUCCCUCUCCUCUGGAAACCCUAACAGUGGCCUGGUUUUUUCAAUUAACCAGGUCCCUCACAGGGAAAAAACCUUCAAUUUGUUUUUCUUAAAUUUUUAGUUUUUGUUAAAUUUCUUCGCAAGCUGUAGUUUUUCUUUGUUGCAUUUGUCAGCUGCCCUCGACAAUGAACGACCUGCUAACGGAUUCUUUUGAGAUCCCUCGGGGUCAAGCUUCGAGAGAUCAGGAUAUUGAACUAGGAGCACAUGCUUCAAUGAAUUCUGGAGAACUUGGUUUGGAGAAUUUCUUCAAAAAGGUUCAAGAGAUCGAGAAGCAAAAUGAGAAGCUUGAUAAGCUUUUGAAAAAGCUCCAGGGUGCACAUGAGGAGUCCAAGGCUAUUACUAAGGCUCCUUCAAUGAAAUCAAUCAAGCAACGGAUGGAAAAAGAUGUCGAUGAAGUUGGAAAAGUUGCUCGUUGGAUAAAGUCAAAAAUUGAAGAACUUGACAAAGAGAAUUUAGCAAAUAGACAGAAGGCUGGUUGCGGAAAAGGAACAGGUGUAGAUAGAUCCCGAACAGCAACAACCCUUGCCUUGAAAAAGAAAUUAAAGGACAAGAUGGCUGAAUUUCAGACUCUAAGGGAAACCAUCCAUCAAGAGUAUCGUGAUGUUGUCGAGAGGCGAGUUUUUACAGUGACGGGCGCAAGAGCUGAUGAAGAGACAAUUGAAAGAUUAAUCGAGACAGGGGACAGUGAACAAAUUUUCCAAAAGGCAAUCCAGGAACAAGGGCGAGGCCAGAUAAUGGACACUCUGGCCGAAAUUCAAGAGCGACAUGAUGCUGUUAGAGAUCUUGAGAAGAAGCUUCUCGAUUUACAACAGAUAUUUAUGGAUAUGGCGGUGCUGGUUGAUGCACAAGGGGAAUUGCUUGACAACAUAGAAACCCAGGUAUCAAGUGCAGUAGAUCAUGUACAGCAGGGGAAUACCGCUCUUCAGAAGGCCAAGAAGCUACAAAAGAAUUCGAGGAAAUGGAUGUGCAUUGCGAUUCUCAUUCUUCUUAUCAUCGUUGCAAUCAUUGUGGUGGCGGUGUUCAAGCCGUGGCAGAGCAACAAGGGUGCUUAAAUUAGCUCCUAUGAUAAUUUGUAACUGAUAAGUAUAGGGGAUUACAACUGACACUUUGGGACUCGAACAAAUCUUGUGAAUCAUUUCUAGCCCUUUUGUUCUCCUGUGAUAAUGCCCGCAUGUAACACUAUUAAUCGAAACAAACUGUCACUAUAUUCUUUAAGGGAUUCUUUAAUAUGCAUAAAAGAAAACUCUCUUUUUUCUUC